AUGAACAGGUUUGAAUACCAACAGGCAAAGCUUGCCGAGGACGAGCAAUUCGUCAGCAAAGACAAGGCCAUUAAAUUAUACGACGGCGACGAGAAGACAGCAUAUGAAGAUGGGGAAGUAGUGUUGACAACCCACAGAUUAUUCUGGGGUCGACCUGGAGAAAUAGCUCGCGGCUCGACAACUUUGUGCCUUCAGUUACAAUACAUCGUCGGCCUGGACGAGGAAGUUGCUAGUUCCUUCGUGUUUGGUAAAAAGAAGCGUCUUAUUCUAAACUUACGUCCAUUGCUGCCGGGAAAACUACCCGGUCCUAUGGAGAACAGCACUGCCCACUUUGUGAAAUUAUCAGGAAGACACGGUCUUGAUCCCGCCUUCAUGCAAGCCAUACGAGGGACGCUGGAGGCACGAAUUUGGCUUAUACCUGGCGAUGCGUCGGGAAGUAAUGCCUCUCCUAGUCGCGAAAACGCCCCAAGAAUCCAACUGCGUACUGGGAUUGGUGGUAUUGAGCGUGCCAUCGAGGCGAAGCAAAAGGCAACAGAUGAUAGCAUUGCAAUAGCAUUUCAGGAUUUAAAGGCACUCAUGGCAAUGGCGCAAGAUAUGGUCUCCAUAUCGAAGUCAAUAAGUUCAAAGAUACGAGAAAGGAAGGGUGAGAUCUCGGAAGAUGAAACUGUUCAGUUUAAAUCGUACCUUAUGAGCAUGGGUAUUGACGACCCUGUUACGAGAGAAAGUUUCACAAGCAACACGGAGUAUUUCAAAAGCUUGGCAAGACAAAUUUGUGAAAUGAUUCUCGAUCCAAUGGAGGAAGCUGGUGGUAUGAUGUCAUUAGCCGAUGUUUACUGUCGCGUAAAUCGUGCACGUGGUCUUGAGUUACUAUCACCCGAGGAUCUUCUCAAUGCCUGUAAAUUUCUAGACGGUCCCAUAAAACUACGAACAUUUCCAAGUGGUGCGAUGGUCUUGCAAUUAGAGUCACAAGACGAGGAGAUCAUCGCCAAGGAAGUAGGAGAGAAGGUCGAGGAGGCAAAGUCAUUGUCGGUUGAAGACUUGGCGAAAAUACUGGGAAUCUCUAUUCUGUUGUCUAAAGAACAUUUAUUAGCUGCCGAACGAUUAGGGAUUGUAUGUCGUGAUGAAUCGAUUGAAGGUCUUCGAUUUUAUCCGAAUUUAUUUUUACGAUGAUGUAUUGGAAGUUAUAAUGUGAUGAUUUUGUAAAUUGAAAAAUACAAAGAUAUUAACAUAAA
Molecule: messenger RNA, 1232 nt
Organism: Hermetia illucens (black soldier fly)
Lineage: Eukaryota; Metazoa; Arthropoda; Insecta; Diptera; Stratiomyidae
Gene: Vps36
Product: vacuolar protein-sorting-associated protein 36
Exons: 3
Coding region: 1-1170 (389 amino acids)
Biological process (GO): protein transport to vacuole involved in ubiquitin-dependent protein catabolic process via the multivesicular body sorting pathway
Cellular component (GO): ESCRT II complex; late endosome membrane
Molecular function (GO): ubiquitin binding; phosphatidylinositol-3-phosphate binding
Source: RefSeq, a predicted model, not a curated record